AUGUCGACGGACAUCAAAGCUAGCGCUUCGACUGGUGACACUGGUUGUAGCAUCCAGGACGCACAGUGCCGCAAGUUGACAGAGGUCUGCAUGAAGCAAGCAGCACGCCUGGAACAGAUGCACGACGAUCUAGACAAGGCGAAGCAGAGUGAACAAGCCGCUCGCAAGGAGCUCGAAAGAUCACGUCAAACUUUGGAGCAAGAGCGUGCAGAGUUUGGAGACAAAGUGGAGCAAAUGGCUGCAUUCCAGGCCGCGCUGCAGCGAGAAAAUGAUCUAUUAUUGGAGGAGCUCAUCUCCGUCUUGGGUCGGACAAAAGCUCUGAGAGCAGAGAUGGUAUGGCUGCAGCGCUUCCUUCCUGCAGCUGACCGCUCCGGUUCGAUCAGCAAGCCGUUGCAGAAGGGGAUGCGGGCCGGCUACGGGUCCUUCUUCACCUUCGACCCCGCAGGCUGCUGCUGUUGGUGCAAUUCCAAUGCCUCGCUCCUGCAGACCAGUUUCUCUGGAGACCCAUCUGUUCCAGUGCGCCGUGCAUCGGAAGUCAACGAGCGGGGCCCACCUGAAGCAGCCGCAUUUUCUGCUUGCAGGCCUGCCCCGGCCCACCAGAGAAGCCCGGUCUUCGUGUAA
This is a messenger RNA of Symbiodinium sp. CCMP2592, 621 nucleotides long. The record is from the annotation of a GenBank genome assembly. Lineage: Eukaryota; Dinophyceae; Suessiales; Symbiodiniaceae.